This is a messenger RNA of Drosophila pseudoobscura, 2238 nucleotides long. RefSeq lists its product as uncharacterized. NCBI's taxonomy places the organism in Eukaryota, Metazoa, Arthropoda, Insecta, Diptera, Drosophilidae. The transcript is spliced from 2 exons. The record is from RefSeq and is a predicted model, not a curated record. Bases 1019 to 1342 code for a protein of 107 amino acids.
AGUUUUUUCAAUUCGACUAUGGCCUUGACACUUACUCACACUAAUUUUUUGUCUUUUCGAUCCUAUACAACACUGAAUGGUGACUUUAAAUACACUUACAAUUUUCAUUGUGUGUCAAAGUAAAAAAAAAACGGAUUGAUAAAAUGUACAUUUCUCUAAAAGCGUGAAAAAGAGUCCCCCAAGUAUCCCGUGCCCGUACAAGAACUCUCAAGCCAAUACGAAACAAACACUAACAAUGGCAAGUCCAAACUCUCUCAUUGACAUACAUUUAUCAUUCUUUUAAUGCAGACCCCUCCGCCCGGAGGCCGCGCCCCGUCGUGAUGUGGGAAGCUCAAAAAGAUCGAAUCGUGUCCAGCCUGCGGUGUAUCCGCCACCCGGACGCCUUGGCCGGUACACUAAUAAGAUACAUUUUUGAAAAAUAUACAUUCUGGAUCCGGUAUUCACACGUCGCUAUGCUGUGGACUUCUUGAAUCCCGUAGAUACAGUAGAUACGAACGCCACGAUGUACCAUAUGUAUGUACAUUGAAAAACCAAUGGACCUAAAUACUAUCAGACGUCGCGUCAACAAUGAUUUUUACUGCUCGGUCCAUGAAGCACUGGCAGACUUCCAACUUAUAAUUGAGAAUUGUUACAAGUUCAAUCGACAGGGGGAUCUAGUGUACCAUCGCGGCGAGUUGAGGAAAAAGUUUCUCAAGGGCAAGGUGAAGAUCAUGCCCACUGGCCCGGAGGUGCCGUCGAAAAACAAACCACAAACGGAGCUCUCCAGAUUGGGCACCGCCCGUUAACCCAUCCCCAGCUCGGCCGUGUCGCACUUUGUGGUCGCCACUGAAUUAAAACAGCUGAGGUCCUGGAUGUCGCAGUCAAAGGCCCAGUCCACAUGCGUCCAACAACCAACAAGUAUAAAGCUCCGGACCAGGAGAAAAUUAUGACGAAGAAUGAGAGUUAAUGCCAGUACCUCGAGCAAGCGUUCAACAAGAUUAUUGAGGCAAAAAAAUUUGGAGAAGUCCAACAUACUCUUAUGGCGCUGGACGGUCUGAGCGCCAUCGAGUGCCAAGCCCUCAAAUGCCACAAUCUUAUAAAGCUCGCCAACAAAGAGCUGGUCAUCGUAAAGGACAAGACGGCCCUCAUCUAUGCAGAUCUAAGUCCAGAGGUCAAAGAGAAGGCCAAGAAGAAAGAUGCCGGUUCUUCAAAAAAGCAGCAAGAAUCCUCAGGGAGCGUUCCGUUCAAGAUGCAAUCUUACGACAAUGAUACCCCACGGGUGCAGACCAACGUCUCGAGCCCAUUCAAAUUGCAGGUCACCUGCACCGGCCUGUCCCAGGAUGCCCAGGAUGCAGGCCACUGAUAACGGUUUUCCUAAGACGCAAGCCAACUGUUCACCCAAGCAGCGGGCCCCUCUGAACAGGCUCCCGAAAAAGCAGGCCUCCGGGAAGGGUCCGCAAAGGCAAAAGCUUCCAACGAAAGAGGAGCGAUAGCAGUACAGAUUCGACCUGCGAUUCGAAUCGUAACAUAAGCUCAAAAAGAAGCGCCGCAUGUCCGGGGAUCAGAUUGACGAGCUGGUGGUACAGGUGGAAAGACUCUCAGAUAGCAGUGAGUCCUCGUUCGGUUCGCCGAAACGCAAGCACCGCUGCAAUCCAGCUGUGCUAGCAUCACAAAAGCGAUUCGAAGGCAGCAGCAGGAGCAGGAGAAGGAGCAGAAACCCCAGGUGGCUCAUGAAAUCCAUUGUCGACAAUCGAGCGGGUACAGGCCGCAAAUAAGCAACUCCAUGAGUCGAUAGCCGAAGGUUUACGUAAAAAGCGAGAGGAUGUUAUGGAGCGGUUGCAGCCACAGCAGCAGCUGAAGCAGCAGCGGAUGCAGUAUCGCCUUAUAGCCCCUCAACAUUUUUGGUCGAAUGGCAAAAAAGACCUUGGAAGAAUCAUAUAACGCAAGGGAGCCGUGGAAAAAAUGGUGUCCAAGUGUUUUGAGGAGUUCAUAACAAAGAUGGAGCGACUUUCGUCGGAGAUGCAGCUUCAGGAAAAGAUGCUGAACAAAAUGUUUCGUGAUAUCAAUGCCAAAAUCAUCGAACAGAACGACCAGCUCAAGUUCGUCAUAUCGACCCAUAUGCUAAUCGACAACCAAACUGUGCACUCUCGAGCCCUCAACCAAUCCAGACUCUAGGCUAGUUCCUUGCAUUGGAAUUAGCCUAAAUGUACGUGUAGCUAUUACAUUAUUAUUCGAAUUUUACUAUGUACUAUGGAAUAA